GAGAUUACUUGGCGAAGAGUAUCGUUAUCUAAGCGGUGUUCUUCAGCAAUCUUCUACAAGUUGUGAAUAUAGUUUGUACAAAAGAUCUACGUGUAUCUACGUGAGCUGUUGUUUGUGAUUUGUGCCUUACUUACAUCGGAUUAUGAUCAACAUGUCGUUGAAAAGUGAUGAGAAAAUGGCCGGUGGUGACUCGACUUUGGUGAAGGAGCUAAUGAGCGAACUGGAGACGUCGAAGAAAGAAGCGAGCAAGCUAAAAGAACUGAACGGAGUUUUGGUGAAGUGAGUGCAAAUUGUCGAUUCUUCAUAAAGUUUAAUAUCUUUUUGGUUUUAACAAAGUAAUUUUGAAAGUAUUGAACGAGGAUCAAGAUACAUUUUAUCCUAAGUUUCUUUGCCUUAAUGUGAAACCUCAACUGCAAGUAAAUGUUUUCUGUCGAGCAUCGACAACAAAAAAUUAUAUGAGUUCCUUUUUUUAUUCCAGAAAAUCCAAGGAGCGAGAGAGAGCAUUUAAGUUAGAGAAGGAUCAGUGCAAAAUGGAGGUAAGCAUGGUUUACAAAUACAGUUUCUUAUAAGAAAAUGAUACCAAAAACUUUCAUUAAUACUUCAUGUUCCUAUAGAGCUUAAUGUUUUACUUUUGCUGUAUCGAUAAACGAUUUCCAAGGAAUCUUUUAGACGACAAAUAAUUUUGGAUAUAUUUUCUGAUCCUAGAUAAAUGAUCUUAAAAUGCAAAUGAGUGGCUUGACGGAAGUACUAAACUAUCAACAAGACAUGGCGGAUGAGUUGGUACAACGCGAGCCAGAGAAAGUCAAGAAAUUGAAACGUCAGAAAAAGGAGUUGACUGACAAGUGUCAAGAGAAGGAGAAGCAGUUAGAAGGAAUGAAGAAAAGUUUACAAGAAAUGAAAGUUGCCUUUGGAAGCAAGAAAACCGAAAACAAAGAAAUCAAAGAGGCAAUGCUGGAAUUGAAAGGCGAAAACAUCAAACUUCUCAGUGAAAAUUCUCUACUUGAAGGUCGUCUUGAAGAGAAAGAAAAUAACCUUUUCAAAAAAGAAGACAAAAUUUCGGAUCUCAAACAUCAGAUGGAAGAGCUUAAAAACAAAAUGCAAAAUGACCAGACAUGCAUUGCUCGACAAGCAUCGAUCAUUUCUAACCAGGAGGCAACGAUCGAGCAGAUGGAGAUUGAUGCAGUCAAAAAGGAUUUGAGAAUAUGGGAGUUCAAGCAUGAAAUGAAGGAAGCCAACACCAAAGUGAUAAAAGAAGUGGCUGAAAUUACUGUAAAGAACGUCAUCAGAAAAGAAGGGGACGAAGCUCGAAGUUUGAAUCUGGAAAACACAAAUGUCAAACUCAGGUCAGAAAUUGAAUCUUUGAUGCAGAAGACAAAAAGGCUGGAGAAAUUAGUUACCGAGCUGCAGGACAAUGUACAAAACAUGGCAGCCACAGCUGAAUCAAACAUUAGAGAAAUGGCCGACGAAAUUCAAGAAGCCACUAAGAGGGCGGAAACUUCAGAAAGGAGGGCAAACGAGCUUGAAUCAUGUCUCAACGAGACUACUGAAUCAUUGGCAAAUGCUACGGAGCAAAUCGAAAUCACAAUACAAGAAAAAGAUGCCCUUCUUGUCAGCCUGAAGGAGAAGGACCAGGCUUUGAAGUGGCAGCUCCGUGAAAACAAGCAAAUGAGGUAUGAGAUUGACAUUCAAGACAUGAGGAUCGAAAACAUGGCAGCGAGGCUUAAAAACAUUGCACAGAUUUGCUUUGAUACACCAGAGCUUAAUGGGGACAGUGAGGAGAGGUUUGAUCAAAUGAUCGAAAGAAUACAAGGGAUGCAGGAAACAUUGGCAAAAGUGGAAGUGAAAAAGAAGACUUUUGUUAAAAGACUUUUUAAAAGAUUUCGCAGUGCAAACAGACUUUAACAAAUAUAAGACAACGUUAACAUCCAUAUAGUAUUUAAACUUUUUUCUAAGUAUUGUAAUUGAUUAAAAUUUUGUUUGGAAAAAAAGAUCUUUUUUAAAAAAAUUGUGUAUAUUUUUAUGUCUCUCUCUUUCGGGCUCAGUGUGGAUAUUGCUAAGCUGCAUUCACUAUUGUGAUUCAAUUCAGGUUCAUUUGAGGUCAUUUCAGUAUUAAUUUCUAACAAUUAAGCCUAUUUAUUCUUCCAAAAACUCCUUU
This is a messenger RNA of Rhopilema esculentum, 2155 nucleotides long. NCBI's taxonomy places the organism in Eukaryota, Metazoa, Cnidaria, Scyphozoa, Rhizostomeae, Rhizostomatidae. The record is from RefSeq and is a predicted model, not a curated record.